Molecule: messenger RNA, 435 nt
Organism: Protopolystoma xenopodis
Lineage: Eukaryota; Metazoa; Platyhelminthes; Monogenea; Polystomatidea; Polystomatidae
Source: the annotation of a GenBank genome assembly
AUGAACAAAUUCGCCAAAACGUCUUGCGAUGACGUCAAGAGUGAGCCAGACGUUGACGAGGCUAGUCAACCACGCAAAGUCUUCUCCAGUGGGCACAACACACCUCCGCCCAGUGGGCACCAUUCAUCGAAACGCUCCAACACUCCGCUCGCGGCAUCUCCCCUCUCCGGCAAGAGUGCGUCUGGCACUCGACCAAACAGUCGCACAGCGGCCGCGUCCCCGGUCGGCUCUAUGUCCAGUCUCUCGGGCAGCGAUAAACAGUUGCAGAACGGAAGUAUGACGGAUAUCAAAGGCGCAGGUUUGCCACUUUUUCGCCAUAUCUGCUCACAUCGAGCACACUUUUGUGUGUGCCUCCCCAUUUCUAUAUUCACCUUUUUCCAUGCCGACGGCUUACAUUCAUUCCAAAAUUGGGUGAUUCUUCACUUUAUUCGUUAA